This is a messenger RNA of Beta vulgaris subsp. vulgaris (sugar beet), 3138 nucleotides long. Its product is annotated as protein BREVIS RADIX. NCBI's taxonomy places the organism in Eukaryota, Viridiplantae, Streptophyta, Magnoliopsida, Caryophyllales, Amaranthaceae. The coding region runs from base 1818 to 2756 and encodes 312 amino acids. The record is from RefSeq and is a predicted model, not a curated record. The transcript has 5 exons.
UAGUAGAGACUAGAGUACUAAAUUGUUAUUGUUAUUGUUGGGUUGUUGCUUGAUCAAUUCAUAUCUUUGCCUUUUGGCAGCUUCUUUUUCCUUGUUUGUGAAACAAUUUUUAAGGCCCGUUUCUCCAGUUUACACUUUCACGUGCUAUUUUGGGCAUAUGAGGUCUGAGGGGGGACCAAAGAAUGUUGCAGGGUACAAAAGUUUAAAUCCACUCCAAACUACUCUCGAAGUUACUCUACGCCUCUUUAUAAAUAGCUCUUAUUUAGUAUGGAGAAACAAAUUAACAUUAUAUUCUAGAGACAUAAUGACUAAUUUUAAAUAUUUAAAUUUUAAUUUCAAAUAAAAAACUUUAUUAGUUAGGGGUUAAUUGAUUUCAUUCACCGUGAAUAAGUCAAUAUACGAUUUUUGACCAUUUGAUUUUUUUAGUAACUUAUUACUAUGAAUUUUGAAUUUGAUAUUUCGAAAAUAUACACUAGACAUAUUUACAACAUUUUAUUUAAUACCUUUUCUUUUUUAGGGGAUAUAACAUCUUUUUUUGUUAAAGAGUACACUAUUCAGAUCUUAACUCUCACAAUAUUUUGGUCUAACAUUUGCGAGAUAGGUGCUUGAGAGUAUGGGGAAAGAUAACGGGAUCUUUAUACCCAAACAUCACACUUGACAUGAUUCAAACCCAAGACCUGAUUCAAACCCAAGACCUGUAGGAUCUUAAGUGAGAGUGACGCAGUCGGAAUUAUCAAAGGAAAAGCAAGAGCAAUUUUUAAAACAAACUAACAGAUAGAUUUACAAGCGAUAAAUCUGUAAAACUCUGUAAUCCACUAGAAAAGAGUUAAAACUAUAAGAUAUUAUUAUUAGAAGAAAAACUGGCUUCUAAUGACGGCUAAUAAUGUUUAAAAAGUCAAAACAAAAACCAUAAUACAAAAUUAGAAAAUAAUAAAAUCCUAAAAUAAUUAAAAUGUUGUUUUCGGGAUCUAAACAAAUUAAGAUGGCCCGUCUUCUUUUUCAAAAAGGUGUUUUGUUAAGCAUUCCGACUCUGGAACCUGACUACUAGAAAUCAUUUCAAGCUUUUUUGACAAACUUUUUUAUCGAGCUUUUCCGCUAACCUUUCUAUGUCAAAGAAUCUUAGUGAAUAGUGAGUAACCAAAUACUCUUUGGUUAUACCAUUUGUUUUUGUAUGUUAGUAAAAAAUAUGCUUAUAGGGGUAUGUAUAUUUAGUGUGAAAAGUCAAAGAGAGAGUAUGUGGCAGUUUAAAAACUUACCCAAAACAAAUAGACCUAGGGGAUUCCAUCUUCUCUCCAAUUCCUUUGAGAGCAACGUUGUAAUUGUUGCUGUUUGUUUUAUUUUCGAGGGGAGUGAAGUGUUGCAAUCUAGAGAAUAAUACAAAGGUCUCCCUAUAUAAUAGGUUGUGCCUAUUAUGUAAGGUCUAAACCUAAUUUAUUCUGUAGUCUUCUGGCAGAAUAUAAGUUACCAGCCUUACAAUUCAUUGAUAGAUAAGCAAACAGGGUUUAAAGUCUGCAGCUUAGAUCUUAGCUAGCCCCUUCUACCAGUCACAUUAGACCUCCAUUAAAGCUUGGUUGUGGUCUUGUCACUAUCAACACCUAAUUAGUUACGUGUGUUGCUACUUGAUGUUUCCCAUCUUUCUCUUCUUUCAUGGUUCUAAUGCAAAUGGUUGAUAACAAGAAAUGCCACGCUAUAUAUUUUAAGCCCCAUAAUCUUGUUUGGACUACUUGGCCAAAGUGUUUUUGUCAGGGUGCUGGGUUUUUUAAAGUUGACAUUUUGUGUACGAAAGGGGAGUAAGCUGCCUAAUUAAAAUAAAGGAUAUGGCAUUGAAAUUUUCUGGUGCUUAUAAACAGUGUAAGCCAUGCCCAACCUCAGGUGAUUUUAAGAAAGGUGAGAGGUCAUACGUGGAAUAUGAUUCGGCUUCAGAAGGGGGGCGGUACUCUUACAUGCAACCUGGAAGCUCAAGCUCAACGCCUGCAUGGGAUUUUACUAGCAGCUCACACCAUCAUCGCGGUGUAAGAUCACACUCGAGGUUUGCGGGUGGAUAUGGUGGCGAUAGGACUCCUAUUGGACGAGACUCUAUUGCUGCUAGUGAUUUGGUGAUAGAAGAUGAGGAUGAACCGAAAGAAUGGAUGGCGCAGGUGGAGCCUGGCGUGCAUAUUACAUUUGUUUCGCUUCCUAAUGGAGGGAAUGAUUUGAAGCGAAUUCGAUUCAGCCGAGAUUUGUUCAACAAAUGGCAAGCUCAAAGAUGGUGGGGUGAAAAUUAUGACAGAAUCAUGGAACUCUACAAUGUCCAAAGAUUCAAUAGACAAGCUCUUCAGACUCCAGCAAGAUCAGAUGAUGAGGCUAGAGAUUCCACUUACACUAGAGUUGGAUCAGUAAUGGAGAGUCCUAUGACUAACAAGGAAUGGAUACCCAGAAAUUAUUACCAACCUGCUAGUAAAUCAUUUUUCCCUCCUGACCAUUCAGAACAAGGUUACAAUGCAGGAGCCAGUGCUUAUAGCAUGGGAACUCCGAAUAUGGAUCCAUCACGAACAACCACCUCAUCUCGAGAUGAUGUCUCAGUUAGCAAUGCGAGUGAAUUGGAAACAGAAUGGGUUGAGCAAGAUGAGCCAGGGGUGUAUAUUACCAUUAGACAGCUAGCAGAUGGUACUAGAGAACUCCGGCGUGUCAGAUUCAGCCGCGAAAAAUUCGGUGAAGUACAUGCAAAGCAAUGGUGGGAGCAGAAUAGAGAGAGGAUACAAACUCAGUACCUAUAACUUAUUUUUCUUUUUUACCUUUCAUUAAAAAUUUUCCCCUACUUGGAGAGUUCAGUCAAAAUUGGCUUAUAUUGGUAUUGAUCGGAAAAACUAGUAUUGCCAAAGAUAUGGGAUUCCCAGCUACAUUACAAAUCUCACAGAGAAGCAUGUUUAUAUUACAUAUUUUUAGAGCAGUUGAAAUCUGAGGUCUUCUCUUUGUAGUGUGACUCACAGGUUUUGGGGUGUUCCCUUCACCUGGAGAGUUUAAGAUUUAAGUAACUGGGGGUAUUAUGGUGUUUUAUAAUGCCCCCCUAUUUUUCUUAUUUUUUAUUUCUUUAUUUUUCUUUUGUAUCUCUUUCACUUGAUACACCAUCAUUUCUGAAGAUUCUUUCAUUCUUUUAUA